AUGAGCGGCGUCGACCUCUUCAGCACGCUGCCGGACCACGUCCUCCAGCACGUGCUCUCCUUCCUCCCGUCGCGCAACGCCGUCUCGUCCUCCGCGCUCUCCCGCCGCUGGCGCCACCAAUGGAGAUCCAGCCCCGCCCUCCGCGUCCCCGGCCCGGACGCCUCCACCUUCAUCAACCGCUUCCUACUCCUCCGGGACGGCGUCUCGCCGCUGCGCACGCUCGAGAUCGACGUCGGCCACUGCAGCAACGAGUACGACGACGACGACGUCGACAUGUGGAUCCGGCACGGCGCGCUGACGUGUCAGACGCUCGCUUUCGCCGCCAGCGCGGAGCAGCCUUCCGAGAUGCUCAGGCUCACGCGCGGGCCGCUCGCCGCCCGGCACCUGACGACGCUGCGCCUCCGCUCCGUCAGAAUCGACGGGGACUUCCUCGACCUCUCCCGCUGCCCGGCGCUGCUGCAUCUCUGCCUCAGCAAAUGCCUCCUCGACUGCAAGACCAUCGCGUCGAGCUCGCUGCGGCGUCUCAGCCUCGCCGACUGUUCAUUCGUUUCGUCCACCAAGACGAGCACCAGGAUCGCCACGCCCAGCCUCCGCUGGCUGCACCUGGAGGGACCUCCUCGGUGCCUUCUCGAGAGCAUGCCGUCGUUAACUGCGGCGACCGUGCUGCUUUUGUGGGGCAAAGAGGCUAAGGACUGCGGCAGCCGUAGCAUGCUUCUUGAUGCCCUGUCGGAGGCGACGACUUUGGAGCUCAUGGCUUCGUCUUCCCGUGGACAGGCUAUUUUGCAAAGGGAUUUGAAAUGGUGUCCUACAUUUAGCAAGCUGAAGACUCUGGUGCUUAAUGACUGGUGCAUAUAUGACGACAAAAGUGAGCUUGCGUGUCUUCUUUGGCACUCACCAGUUCUUGAGAAGCUCACUUUUGAAUUUUCCAAGAAACCAUCGUAUGAGUUGAAAACAAAAGGAAGCUAUGAUACAGUUACAUCUGAGCAGAAAACGUUUGAGCGCCUUGAGACCGUAGAAAUUAAGUGUCAAGAAGUCGGUAGAAGGGUUUUCAAGGUCUUGAGGGUGUUAAGUGCAUGUGGAGUACCUCUCGCCAAAAUCAGCAUCCAAGGAAGCUGCUCACAAUCUGAACGUUUUAAUUUUGCCUGCACAAGUUUCAGCUUCAUAGAGAGUUGA
Messenger RNA from Lolium perenne, 1173 nucleotides. Its product is annotated as F-box protein At5g03100-like. Lineage: Eukaryota; Viridiplantae; Streptophyta; Magnoliopsida; Poales; Poaceae. Gene Ontology annotation, molecular function: protein binding. The record is from RefSeq and is a predicted model, not a curated record.